Messenger RNA from Ceratosolen solmsi marchali, 343 nucleotides. RefSeq names its product protein transport protein Sec61 subunit gamma. The record is from RefSeq and is a predicted model, not a curated record. Gene Ontology annotation, molecular function: transmembrane protein transporter activity. Gene Ontology annotation, biological process: intracellular protein transport; protein targeting. The transcript has 4 exons. NCBI's taxonomy places the organism in Eukaryota, Metazoa, Arthropoda, Insecta, Hymenoptera, Agaonidae. Bases 121 to 327 code for a protein of 68 amino acids. Gene Ontology annotation, cellular component: membrane.
AUGUGUCCACGUAGCUAAUACGCCUGCGCAAUAGUUUACUGGCUACUCUUAGCAGUUUAGCUGUCGUAAUCAACAUCAAAAACUAAUUGUAUCACUAAAGGCAAAUUAAUUUAGAAAAAAAUGGAUCAGAUAAAAAAAUUUAUUGAGCCUGGGAAGCAAUUCACUAAAGAUAGUAUUCGCCUUGUUAAAAGAUGUACUAAGCCAGAUCGUAAAGAAUUUCAAAAAAUUGCUGUUGCUACUGCCAUUGGCUUUUGUAUAAUGGGCUUCAUAGGAUUUUUUGUUAAAUUAAUUCAUAUUCCUAUCAAUAAUAUUAUUGUAGGUUCAUAAACAAGUUAUUAUUGUA